AAUUGUGCAAUCAUGACCACCAAGCAGAAUUUGUUGUUGCUCUUCGACCACCCCAACGAGCCGGUGUUCAUGGACAAGGGCAGGAAACCAGCGGUUUUCGAUGUGCCCGACAAAUUCCUUAUCGAGCGUUACAAACCGAUCAGCAACGAGGUGCAGCAGAGAGCCGCCAGCACUGCGAACAUCGAUCGUCGCAUUCCAGUGAAGGAUAUUUCAAUACCUGAUCUACGCAUUCCCAUGUCCUUGGGUCGCAACGACAUUUUCACCACCUUUAUUCCGCGUCAUCGCAAAAUUGCAAGUCGCCUGAUUGACAUUUUUAUGGGUAUGCGCGAUGUGGAGGAUCUGCAGAGUGUCGCAGCCUAUGCCCGAGAUCGCGUGAAUCCAUUGCUUUUCAACUACUGCCUAUCGGUGGCACUCAUGCAUCGUCCUGACACCAAGGACCUUGGUGUGCCAAACAUUGCCGAACGUUUUCCCGAAAAGUUUGUGGACUCCCAGGUGUUCCGCCAAUUGCGAGAGGAAUCGUUCGUUGUAUCGCCUGGAUCGCGCAUGCCGAUUGUUAUUCCUCGCGAUUACACCGCUUCGGAUUUGGAACCAGAACACCGCCUGUGGUACUUCCGAGAGGACAUGGGCGUGAACAUUCAUCAUUGGCAUUGGCACUUGGUAUAUCCCUUUGAAGCUGCCGAUCGCAGCAUUGUGGCCAAGGACCGUCGAGGCGAGCUUUUUUAUUACCAGCACCAGCAAAUUAUUGCCCGAUACAAUCUUGAGCGUCUGUCUAAUGCCUUGCCCAGGGUGCGGCGCUUCAACAAUCUGCGUGAACCCAUAGCUGAGGCCUACUUCCCGAAGAUGGACUCGCUGGUAGCCAGUCGCGCCUAUUCACCCAGGCAGAAGAACACUCCCCUCUCUGAUCUGCGCAGAGAACAAGACCAGAUAAUUGUUGAUAUUGCUGACUUGGAGCGCUGGCGCGAUCGUAUCUAUGAAGCCAUACAUCAGGGAUUUGUAAUGAGUGACCGUGGCGAACGCAUAAUGCUGGACGAGACAAAUGGCAUCGAUGUGCUGGGCAAUGUGCUUGAGGCGUCGCAGCUCUCGCCGAACCGUAAUCUCUACGGCGAUCUGCACAACAUGGGACACAUUUUUAUCUCGCUGGUUCAUGAUCCCGAUGAGCGCCACUUGGAAGGAGUUAGUGCUAUGGGAGAUUUGAGCACUACCAUGAGAGACCCAGCCUUCUAUAGAUGGCACUCGUAUGUCGACGAUAUCUUCCAGGAGCACAAGUCCCGUCUGCCUGCCUAUACGCCGCAACAGCUCAACUAUCCGGGAGUUUCCAUAACUGGUAUCCAAGUGGCAAGUGCUGGCAGUCAGCCGAAUAUGCUCAACACCUUCUGGCAGCAGUCCGAUGUAAAUCUCUCCCGUGGCAUGGACUUUGUGCCACGUGGCAAUGUCUUUGCUCGCUUCACACACUUGCAACACGAGCCCUUCACCUACACCAUCAAUGUGAACAACGAUGGAGGCGCCCAGCGCUUCGGCUACGUUCGCAUCUUCUUGGGCACCAAGUUCGAUGAGCGAGGCUUGCCCAUGCAGCUGCGGGACCAGCGUCUGCUCAUGAUUGAGCUGGACAAGUUUGUGGUGUCGCUUAACCCGGGGCAAAACACGAUUAUGCGCCGCUCCACCCAAUCAAGCGUUACAGUUCCUUUCGAGCGCACUUUCCGCAAUCUCGACGAGAAUCGUCCUGCGGCUGGCUCAGCCGAAGAGCUGGAGUUCUAUUUCUGCAUUUGCGGCUGGCCACAGCACAUGCUCAUACCUAAGGGUAAGCUCGAGGGAAUGCAAUUCCAGCUGUUCGUUAUGGUUUCCAACUACGAAGAGGACAGAGUGGAUCAAGAUCUUGUGGGUGGCUGCAGCACAGCCGCCUCCUAUUGUGGUGUGCGUGAUCGUCGUUACCCAGAUCGCCGUUCCAUGGGCUAUCCAUUCGAUCGCAUUCCUCGCGCCGGAGCCGACACCUUGGUCAAUUUCCUGACUCCGAAUAUGAGCAUUGUGGAUGUCAGCAUACGCCAUCAGGAUCGCACUGUAGUGCGCCCCAACGAAUCUCCUCACUCUCCCGACAUGGCCAACCGAAACAACUUGCUGCUGCUCUUCGAGCAUCCCAACGAGCCGGUCUUCAUGGACAAGGGCAAGACUCCGACCGUGUUCGAUGUGCCCGACAACUAUUUGAUCGAUCGCUACAAGCCGAUCAGCGCCGAGGUACAAAACCGUGCCGGCGCGAAUGUGGAGCAACGCAUUCCAGUGCGCGAGAUCUCCAUUCCGGACCUGCGCAUACCAAUGUCUUUGGGUCGCGAUGAGCAGUUCUCACUGUUCAUACCCAAGCAUCGCCGUAUUGCCGGCCGGCUCAUCGAUAUUUUCAUGAACAUGCGCACCAUCGACGAUCUGCAGAGCGUGGCUGUGUACGCCCGUGAUCGCGUCAAUCCUCUACUGUUCAACUAUGCGCUCUCGGUGGCCCUGUUGCAUCGUCCGGACACCAAGGGCUUGGAUUUGCCAUCGUUUUCGCAGAGUUUCCCCGACCGAUUUGUCGACUCGCAGGUAUUCCGGCAAAUGCGUGAGGAGUCUUUCGUUGUCUCGCCCGGAUCCCGCAUGCCCAUUGUUAUUCCACGUGAUUACACUGCCUCCGAUUUGGACCCGGAGCACCGUUUGUGGUACUUCCGCGAGGAUAUGGGCAUCAAUCUCCAUCACUGGCAUUGGCACUUGGUCUAUCCUUUUGAGGCCUCCGAUCGCAGCAUUGUCGACAAAGAUCGCCGUGGCGAGCUCUUCUACUAUAUGCAUGAGCAGGUCAUUGCGCGCUAUAAUCUCGAACGCUUCAGCAACAACUUGGCGCGCGUUCAGCGUUUCAACAAUUUGCGUGAGCCAAUAGCCGAGGGCUAUUUCCCCAAGAUGGACUCCCUAGUGGCUAGCCGUGCCUGGCCCCCACGCUUUGACGACACUAAGUUGAACGACUUAAACCGCGAGGCUGACCAGAUUAACUUGGAUGUUGCAGACUUGGAGCGCUGGAGGGACCGCAUCUUUGAGGCCAUAAACCAAGGAUUCGUUGUCGAUGAGCGUGGUAACCGCAUUAAUCUGGAUGAAACUCGUGGCAUAGACAUUCUGGGCAAUAUGAUUGAGUCCUCUAUUGUAUCGCCGAAUCGCACACUCUACGGUGACUUCCACAAUAUGGGCCACGUUUUCAUCUCGUACUCUCACGAUCCUGACCAUCGCCAUUUGGAAUCGUUUGGUGUGAUGGGCGACUCUGCCACGGCUAUGCGUGAUCCAGUCUUCUAUAGAUGGCACGCAUACAUCGACGACAUCUUCCAGGAGCACAAAACCAGUCUGCCUGCCUACAACACCCAGCAGCUGACCUACUCGGGCAUCUCCAUUACGGGCAUUCAAGUGGCCAGCGAUGGUAGCCAGCCGAAUGCGUUAACCACUUUCUGGCAGCAGUCCGACGUGAAUCUCUCCCGCGGCAUGGACUUCGUGCCACGAGGCAAUGUGUUUGCACGUUUUACGCACUUGCAGCAUCUGCCUUUCACCUACACCAUCAAUGUGAACAAUGAUGCGGGCGCCCAGCGCUUCGGCUACGUUCGCAUCUUCCUGGGACCCAAGACCGACGAACGUGGCCAGCCAAUGCUGCUGCGUGACCAGCGCCUGCUGAUGGUUGAGCUGGACAAGUUCGUUGUUACACUGAAUCCUGGCCCCAACAGCAUUCGUCGCCGCUCGACUGAGUCUAGUGUAACCAUUCCCUUUGAGCGCACCUUCCGCAAUCUGGAUGCUAACCGCCCCGCAGCUGGCAGUGCCGAGGAGCUCGAGUUCAACUUCUGCGGCUGUGGUUGGCCCAAUCACAUGCUGAUUCCCAAGGGUCUGCCCGAAGGCAUGCGCUGCGAACUUUUUGUCAUGGUGUCCGACUAUGAGAACGAUCGGGUAAGUGGUUUCUCUUCCUCACAGGUCAACCAGCAAUUGGUGGGCAUUUGCAGUGAUGCGGCUUCAUAUUGUGGUGUGCGCGAUCGUCUCUAUCCCGAUCGCCAAGCCAUGGGCUUCCCAUUCGACCGUCUUCCCCGCGCUGGUGCUGAUCGGUUGGUUAACUUCCUGACACCCAACAUGAGCAUCGUUGAUGUGACUAUUCGCCACGACAACCGUGUUGUUACUCGGCAAAACCGCUAGAUUGUGCACGACUGUCUGAACCGCUCCUGAUGUUGCUGCAAUGCUAC
Molecule: messenger RNA, 4220 nt
Organism: Scaptodrosophila lebanonensis
Lineage: Eukaryota; Metazoa; Arthropoda; Insecta; Diptera; Drosophilidae
Exons: 9
Coding region: 13-4173 (1386 amino acids)
Molecular function (GO): oxidoreductase activity
Source: RefSeq, a predicted model, not a curated record